Molecule: messenger RNA, 6202 nt
Organism: Polyodon spathula (Mississippi paddlefish)
Lineage: Eukaryota; Metazoa; Chordata; Actinopteri; Acipenseriformes; Polyodontidae
Product: BTB/POZ domain-containing protein 7-like
Exons: 12
Coding region: 455-3754 (1099 amino acids)
Biological process (GO): morphogenesis of a branching epithelium
Molecular function (GO): protein binding
Source: RefSeq, a predicted model, not a curated record
UUUUUUUUUUUUUUAAACAAGCAAAAGGUUCGAUAAUCGUGUGAAAAGUCGAACCAAAGUUGAAUAAAACAAACCUGUCAGAUAUCUGGAAAGCCCGGGGUGGUAUGGCGAGGACGUGCGUUGAGCUUUGAAGACCGUUGCCAGAAUUGUUGUGCUUUUUUUCGGAGGUAUAAAAACUUGUCUGGCAAAGGAGAGAGAGAGAGACAGAGAAAGAGCGAGCCAGCGAGUGCAGUCAGACGAGAGAGUCACAGGGGGGAGGCUGGUAAGGAGACCGUGGAUCCUUCAAACUUGCCUGGAUGGUGAAAUGGUGUGUUGGUGGCUGAUCUGAAAAAAGAAGCCCUUGCAGGCAGAGGUGAGAGUGAACUUCUAGGAAUGGAUGACGUGGAUACAGUAACAAGUCAAAAACAACACUAGGCAGAAUGAAGGAGUGGACCCAGCAGCUGAUGUGAAGAAAAUGGGUGUUAAUGCUUCUAACUACCCUAACUCGUGCUCCCCUCGGACUGGGGGAAACUCACAGACGCAGCAGACAUUUAUAGGAACCUCAUCCUACUCCCACCAGGGCUAUGGCUGUGAGUCGAAGCUCUACAGCCUGGACCACGGGCACGAGAAACCACAGGACAAGAAGAAGAAGUCCUCUGGGCUGGCCACGCUCAAGAAAAAGUUCAUCAAGCGGCGCAAGUCAAGCCGCUCGGCUGACCAUGCCAAGCAGAUGCGGGAGCUGCUCUCUGGCUGGGACGUGCGGGAUGCCAAUGCCCUGGUUGAGGAGUACGAGGGCACCACUGCCCUUAAGGAGCUUAACUUCCAAGCCAGCCUGGCCCGGCCAGAAAACCUUAGAUUACAGAAAGAUCUGUCUGAUCUUUACGAGUAUAAAUACUGCACCGAUGUUGACCUGUUAUUCCAAGACACCUGUUUCCCCGUGCAUCGGGCCAUCCUGGCCGCGCGAUGUCCAUUUUUUAAGUCUUUGCUUUCCUCUUCUCCAGAGUACGGGGCAGAAAUCAUGAUAGACAUCAACACACCCGGGAUUGACAUGCCCAUGUUCUCUGCACUGCUGCACUAUCUGUACACAGGGGAGUUUGGCAUUGAGGAUUCGCGCUUCCAGGACGUGGACAUCCUGGUACAGCUGAGUGAGGAAUUUGGGACUCCCAACUCCCUGGAUGUAGACAUGCGGGGCCUUUUCGAUUACAUGUGCUACUAUGACUCGGUCCUCAGCUUCUCAUCGGACUCUGAGCUUGUGGAAACCUACGCAGGGAAUCAGGGCUGCCUGGACGAGGAGCUCAGGGCCCACAAGGCAGUUCUUUCAGCUCGCUCUCCCUUUUUCCGCAACCUCCUCCAGAGGAGAAUACGGACCGGAGAGGAGAUUACGGACAGGACACUGCAGACCCCCACUAGGAUUAUCCUGGAUGAGUCCAUCAUCCCUAAAAAGUACGCCAAGGUCAUCCUGCACUGCAUGUAUACCGACAUAGUGGACCUCUCUUACGUCCUGCACUGCAGCCCCUCGAUUGGUAGCCUGAGUGAAGUUCAAGCCCUGGUGGCAGGGAAGGGGAACAUGAGCCGGGCUGAGGAAGCUAUGGAGCUGUACCACAUAGCCCUCUUCUUGGAAUUCAACAUGCUGGCACAAGGCUGUGAAGAUAUCAUUGUGGAGAGCAUCUCUCUUGAUUCUUUGAUCGUCAUCCUGAGGUGGAGUUCUCAGCCUUAUGGGUCGAAGUGGGUCUAUCGACAGGCUCUUCAUUUCCUCUGCGAGGAGUUUAGCCAGGUCAUGACCUCCGAUGUUCUUUAUGAGCUCAAUAAAGAUGACUUGCUUACCGCGAUCCAGUCUGACUAUCUACAGGCAAGUGAGCAAGAUAUCCUCAAAUAUGUCAUCAAGUGGGGAGAGCACCAGCUUAUAAAAAGAAUGGCAGACAGAGAACCCAACUUGCUGAGUGGCACAGCUCACAGUGUGAACAAGCGGGGAGUGAAGCGGCGAGAUCUGGAUAUCGAGGAGCUGAAGGAGAUUCUGUCGCCUCUGCUGCCCUUUGUUCGUAUUGCGCACAUACUGCCCACCAACAGUGAGGUCCUCUCAGACACUAUGAAGAGAGGAUUGAUCAGCACUCCUCCAUCAGACAUGCUGCCCACGGCUGAGGGGGGGAAAGCCAAUGCCUGGCUACGGCAGAAGAACGCUGGCAUCUACGUCCGCCCUCGGCUUUUCUCGCCAUACGUAGAAGAGGCCAAGGCUGUUCUAGAUGAGGUUAUGGUGGAGCAGACUGACCUGGUUCGAUUGCGGAUGGUGCGAAUGUCUAACGUGCCUGACACGCUCUACAUGGUGAACAAUGCAGUGCCCCAGUGUUGCCACAUGAUCAACCUCCAGCAAAUCAGCAGCAGCCAGUGCAGCCCUCCCACUGUAGUAGCCAAUGAAAUACCUGUCCCUAAGCUGCAAGUUGUGAAAGACAUGAUUCGAAGGUUACAGGAGAUACGACACACAGACCAAGUUCAGAGAGCUUAUGCUCUGAACUGUGGAGAGGGAGCCACGGUGAGCUACGAGCUCCAGAUCAGAGUGCUGCGGGAGUUUGGGUUACCUGACGCUGCAGCAGAGCUCCUGCAGAACCCACAUAAAUUCUUCCCAGAGGAACGCUUUGGCGAUGAGAGCCCAGUUCUCUCAGUACGCCAGCACGGCCACUGUCGGAUUAACAGCACUCCAACAGUGGAGAGCAUGUUUACUGAUCUGGAGUCCUUCACUGCCUUCCACCCGCCACUGCCCCCUCUGCCCCCUCCCUACCACCCCCCUGUCACAUCCAGCCAUGGACAGCUGAAGACUGGGUGGAGACCUCGAAUCCCUAGCCAGCCCCCCUCGCGCUCCUUCUCUUACCCCUGUAACCACUCCCUGCUGCACCUGCGGCCCUCGUCCAAGCAUGGAAUCCCCACCUACCCUGCAGGGGCCAAAGCCAUCCCGCCCGACUGCACCAACACAGCAGGAAUGGGACGGACCAUUCAUCCAGAGAAACAGGGUAACAUGGAGCCUGUGAUCAAUGAGUUCAUGCCAGACAUUGCCAUGGGAGUGUCAGCCAUGAACCUAAAAGAGAGGAGAAUGCCGGAGCUGACUGUGGACGCUGAAGGACACGUGGGGGUAGCCGAGCAGCAGCACCAACAGACCUCAGCAGCCGCCUCACAUUAUCAGCCUUCUGCAAUCUGCCACCCCAGCAGGCACAGUCACAACUCCCGAAAAAAACACGGCACCGAGCAAAAAGCUGAGAUCCGCCAGGAGUACCCGGACCUUUACGACUUCACCUGUCGGCCAACCACCCCGGCCUCCAGCCGCCAUGCACCUUCCCCUUCACAGGGAACAUACGCCGGGCCUGACCUCUACAGUCACAGCCGGCCCUCCCCGGGCUCCCUGCCGCCCUCUUAUCUCCCUGAUAUGCACUCCCAAAGGCCUGGUCCUGACCCGCUGCACCUGGACGUGUUGGAGCAGCCCCCACAGCGGCUUGACUUGGCCCUGGUGGCACAGAACUGCUCUGCCGUGGGGGCCCACGGGGUGGGCAGGGUCAGGUCCAAAAAUGAGACAGACCUGACAUGUGGUCUGGGUUCUGGGUGGGCCCCAGAGACUUAUGAUGAGCGCCCCCCUGGCCGGAGGUCAGCCCCUGACAGUACAGCGGGGCCACUGGAGCCUACAGGAGCCUUGCAUCCACAUAGGAACAGUGCUAGUGAGGAGGCAAUAGCCAGCAGAGAGCGCAGGUCACCAAACAAGCCUGAUUACCAGUACAAGAAAUCUGCACUUUAAAACUCUUUUUUUUUUUUUUUUUUCUUCUUUUUUAAAUGUACAUAUAUAAGAGAACAAAAAUAGGAAAUAUGUAAGACUUUUGACCCUUUCCUCUUUGGGUGUUUUCUUUUUUCAUUUAAGAGUUGCCUGUAAUGCUUGAAUAUUCUGAAUAGUAGCUAUUUUUACUGACUUAAGGGCCACUCAAUCUUUUUUUUUUUUGGUCAGUCAAUUUGACUCCUCACAUGGCACUAGUGCAUAAUUUCUGACACAAUGCAUAAUAUGCGCUCAUUUAUUGUGUGGUUGGUUUGGUAAAGAUUUAGAUUUAAACAGCCCAAUGUGCUGUACUUUGCUGUAGAAUCAUUCUGGCAGCACCUGCAGUGUUCACACAAGUAUCCUUAGAUGACAUUGCUGGUUUGUUUGUACACUCUACAAUACUUAAUGCACCAGACAGAAUAAAUUAUCCAAAAGAUGCAAGUGUGUUGUGGAGCAGCUGGCAUAAAAACAUUUCACUUUUCUGUUAUCUUCCUUUUUUCAUGGGUUUUAUAAAAGUUAAAUUUUUCAAUUAAAAAAAGAUUAAAGUAACAACAACAAAAAGAAUCUCGGCUAAACGUUCAGAAAGUAAUAUCCACAACGAUAACAGAGUUGUAUAACAUGGUUUUCAGUGCUGGUCCUCAAACUGCCCCCAAUGGUUGAGGUUUUAGUUUCAACCUGUUCUCUUUCAUUUGUAGUUCAGUCUGGUGAUUUGUUAUAGACUAGAAAUAUUACAGAUUUUACAUACAAAUGUAAGUGCUGUCUUCUGUACACUGGAGAACAGUGCAUGUUUAAAAAAAAUAUUCAGUUUCUAGUUGAAAAAAAAAAUCUACAUAUCUACUUUAGAUGGUACUUGAAGACCAGGUUUGAAAACACCUGUUUUAACACAUGGGUACAGUGUGAAAAGAAAAUGUUCUAGGAGUAAAGGGUCAACCCUGCCAAGAACUUCAGAACACAUACUCUCCAAUCAUUUCCGGUUGAGAAUGUAGUGGGGAAACCAGCUCAUUGAGCUUCACGGAAUACGCCAGCAUAAAAACAUUUACUUUAUUAUAUUAUUAUUUUAUCAUUCUUUAACUAUUUGUCUUUUUCCUUCCUCCAAUCUAUUUAUGACACUUUGUUUGUAUUGUGUUUUACUUUGCAGUGUGAUUAUUUGCUUUGUUUCACUUCCACCCAUUUUUUGUUACUCCCAUUAGUGUUUCUUUUACUGGCACCGGUCUCAUCCCUUGUAUUGUAUUCAGCAGGAGCCGUGACUUCUGUCGUUUUUGUAAAUAUUGUUGUGCUUUUAAGAAUGCACAGCAGUGUUGAGGUUAAGGGUGGAGGGGCUUGGCUGAAGAUGUUUUGGUAUGAUUAUAACACAAAGGUCCAGAGCAUAUGGUCCUCACAGUCAGUGGAUACUUUGUUAGUGUGGGAGGAAAGUAGCAAAAACAAACAAAAUUAAUUUUACACUGUGAGAUGAGAAACGUUUGCUGUAAACAUAGACUAUAGUCACAUUCAAGUGCCUGUUAUUGGUGAUACAUUUGGGAUUAUGGUGAUUUUGAAGUGUGGAUUGAAUCAUGAAUUAAUGUAUUUCUUAAUGGAAAUUUUAAUGAAACCUAUAUUGGAUUUUACAAUUUACAUUUGUAUUCAUAUACAGUAUUUUAAAGCCUCCCCAAAUACAUUGUACUGUUUCAAUAAUAUCUUAACGGGGAGCAGAAUUUCUCAGCAGAAAACCUUGUUUUUCUACUGAAAUCUGCUUGCUCACCUUCUCGUGCUCAUUUUAACUUUUUGGCACUUGAUGAAAUCUUUUGAAACACACACUCUCUUCUGCUGUGCCUGUACUCUAAGGUUAUCUGGGAAAAGUAUGGACAAAUAGAGUAAUAAAUGCCAUGCAGUUAUUGGCCUAUUGGAAUGUUAAUGUUAAUCUAAUAGGAGAGGACAAGGCUUGUAUGAGUUCACAAUGCAUAAACAGCUUGAUAACUGGCACCAGUGCUCAUCUUUACAUCUACACCAUUAUCCCAGUGUAUUUUUUGUUCUCUGUAGACAACUUUCUAAUUCCACAUUUCACUAUGGAUAACUGUUAACCGUGGAUAACUUUUGAAAAAUAUAUAAUUGAACAAGAUUACAUCUUAAUGAUGUAAAAUAGGGCUUCUGAAACACGGUCAGCGGGACCCCAGUAUGUUCUGGUUUUCGUUCCAACUGAGGGCUCAAUUACUGAACUAAACCAUUAACUGGACUAAAUUUGUUUAAUUAGACUUUAUAUUUGUUCUCAGCUCGUUGGCAUUAUUUGUUUUUAACAUCAUAGUUAACUCAGCAGCUCACAUUGCUGAGUACUGCUGAAAACACUGCCUAGUGAUUCAUUUCAUUGCUUGUAUUAUAGGUUGCUAAUUCUAGGAAGAGGCGGUAGAAAUCUACUAUAAUUGUGGUUUAUAUGUGUGUGUGUGUGUGUGUGUGUGUAUGUGU